Messenger RNA from Folsomia candida, 1678 nucleotides. RefSeq lists its product as uncharacterized. The transcript is spliced from 6 exons. The record is from RefSeq and is a predicted model, not a curated record. Bases 205 to 1482 code for a protein of 425 amino acids. Lineage: Eukaryota; Metazoa; Arthropoda; Collembola; Entomobryomorpha; Isotomidae.
CAAUAUGCAUGCGGUAGGACUGUCAACUGCGCGAAGAAUAUUAAGCCAGCUGGCUGCUGACGAUGUUGGUUUGAUUGGUGUUCCUUUAAGUUAGAAAUUCUGCUCUGCUGCUUGUCACUUGUACAUCUAAAUGUACGGAGGGACAUAUUUUAGGCUUCCACCACCGCUGAGUUCAGUUUGAAGACUUUAAAAAGUUAAAGACUAAUGGAGUCACCAUUGGCUGUACAUUCCCCACAGGGGGAUGACGACAAAAAGAGUAGUGCAGAAGAGACAACAUCACUUGUCACUGGUUUGACUGAAAUGCAAAUUCAAGAAAAUAGUAUGGAGUCACCAUCCGAUCUCGUCUCGUCGCCCGAGGUACCUUGCGAGAUGAAUAAAACGUUUGGAAAUCAGGAUUCGCCAAAUACUCCUUCUUCUUCGGAGAGCCGCCGUUCUAGUGAAAAACAAUUUUGGUCAAAGUACUACGAAAUUGACGAGAACACGAAGCAAGAGUUUUGGUUACGAAAAUCUACACCUCCGGCAAAGGUGGAAAUUUAUCCAGUUGGUGAUCCAAGGAAUAAAGGAUUACAAACGGUUUGGAAGGCAACACACCGUGAAUGUAAUUACUUUGAUGUGCAACGAUUCAUCAUCAAAACAGUGCCAUCUCAAAAUGUAAUAUCUACGAAGGAUAGAAACUUUCAGGAUGCCACUCAUCCCAAUGUUGUCUACAGUGGGAAGUUUGUUCAAGAUUGUCUACCCAGAAAAGACUGUUUUGAGUUACUGUACCCGUUGCUGCCGGAUAAGAAAAUGACGUAUUUAGAGAAUUUAGUUUCAAAAUAUGGACCAACGGUGUGGACUCGCGUUACCGAAACAUUUGGACAUUCACUUGCAAAGAUUGUGAUGAACGUUCAAAUCCGAAGAAGAGGAAAGCUGAGGGUCCUCAUUCUGGCUGGGUCAAACUUUCAAGGGUCGUCUUGUGUUGUUGCUGCAAGAUACUUGGCGUCGUUCGGAGUUGAAGUUUACAUCUGUUUCAUUCCAACGCCAGGACUUGAAGACACGUUCCCGGGGUCUACUUCACAAGAUCUGCACUAUGAAGAUAUUCGAAUCGUCUUAGACUUAAAGGGAAUAAAGGAUGAAAAAUUUCACAUUUCAAUUUUUGGAGUCGAUGACCACAGGUCACCCACAACCACUCUGCACGUCUACAGAGAAAUUAUUAUGGGAAGUGAAGUUAUUUUCGUCGAACCUCCAAUGAUACCACAGUCAUACUUCAACUUGAUUAAUGGAAUUUGCUACAAGAGAGUCGGGGCUUCUAUUAUUGUAAACGCCAUCCGUCCGUCCCCUUGUACUCUAGACGAGAAUUCAAUGAUAUUUGUUGUGAAUAUCCCUACAUCAAAUGAAUAUCCCAUAUUUGGAAAUGGGGAUUACUAUUUGAUUAAACCAAUGGACAGGAUGAAAAUUCAUCCUCGAAAACCUAUCACCCUAAAUGAUAGAAAAAGUCGAUAAGCCCAUAAAGUGUAAAUACAACUACAUGCAUAUUAUUCAUUUUUAGUUGUAACGAGAUCUUAAAUUUAUACAUACAGACGUACGUACAUAUGUAGUUUUUUGAUGGUACAAGUUGAUCUAUCGUCUGUUGUAGCUUAACGAUACGCCAAAUAAAACCUAUUUCGUUUUAAUUUGUUCGCUAGACUGAAACAUACAA